AUGGCUUCUUCGUCCUUUCGUGACUCAAUGAAUUCGCUGGGCUGGAGCCGUAGAGAGCCCGCCGCUAUACCUGCAACGACGUCCAACUCCUCCAAUCCACUUCUUGGCAAGCUGCAGUCGCUCAAUCCAUUUGGACAAGGGGGCUAUGUCAGACUGCCUCUGUACGAGAAUGAGGGGCCAGGUGCUCCUCUGCCCGCCCGCACCCGACGCGAAGAGGAAGAAGGGUGGUUUGCGCUUAGCCGUUGGGACCGCUUGCUCGUCUUUGGUGCCCUGAACCUCGCCGCGAUCGCUUUAUUUGUCGUAUGUUUCACUCUGAUGCCAGUCCUGACCCUGCGCCCCAGGAAAUUUGCAAUCCUAUGGUCCAUGGCUUCAGCUCUCUUCCUCACCUCCUGGGCCGUCAUGAUGGGCCCAUACACAUACAUCAAGCAUCUGCUUUCGACCGAGCGUUUGCCCUUCACUGGAACCUAUUUUGGAUCCAUCGCAUUGACCUUGUACUUUGCUCUCGGUCUCCGCAGCACUCUUCUGACCUUGAUAUCUUCCAUCAUACAACUUGUCUGCCUGGUGUGGUAUUUGGUAAGCUAUUUCCCGAUGGGCUCCACCGGCCUGCGCUUCGCCGCCAGGUUCGGAGGCAGCCGUAUAACCGCUUGGAUGAACGAGUAA
Messenger RNA from Aureobasidium subglaciale EXF-2481, 660 nucleotides. RefSeq lists its product as uncharacterized. The transcript has 5 exons. Gene Ontology annotation, biological process: vesicle-mediated transport. The record is from RefSeq and is a predicted model, not a curated record. The coding region runs from base 1 to 660 and encodes 219 amino acids. Gene Ontology annotation, cellular component: membrane. Lineage: Eukaryota; Fungi; Ascomycota; Dothideomycetes; Dothideales; Saccotheciaceae.